Messenger RNA from Saxophila tyrrhenica, 6615 nucleotides. It is a transcript of the gene PKS1, whose product is annotated as polyketide synthase. Gene Ontology annotation, molecular function: phosphopantetheine binding; 3-oxoacyl-[acyl-carrier-protein] synthase activity; fatty acid synthase activity. The transcript is spliced from 2 exons. The record is from RefSeq and is a predicted model, not a curated record. Lineage: Eukaryota; Fungi; Ascomycota; Dothideomycetes; Mycosphaerellales; Extremaceae. Gene Ontology annotation, biological process: fatty acid biosynthetic process. Bases 1 to 6615 code for a protein of 2204 amino acids.
AUGUCUACCGUUUUCCUAUUCGGCGAUCAAACCGCCGACCAAUACAACAUCCUCCAUAAAGUCGUUCUUCGAAAGGAGAAUGCUUUCGUCCGGAGUUUCGUCGAACGGGCGUCUCUCGCUCUGCGGGAAGAGGCCAGACUGCUCACCCGAAGCCAGAGGGAUGUGAUCCCAGACUUCAACACGGUCAAUGACCUGAUUGAAGCCUACUACAUGAAGGGCGAGAAGGUGCCAAUGAUCGAGUCUGCGCUGCUCGUCAUCGCCCAGCUUGGACACUACAUUGGCUACUUCUCAGAGCACCCAACUGAGCUUCCUGCGGCGAAGGACAGCCGCGCGCUUGGACUGUGCACUGGUCUCCUCUCCGCCGCCGCCAUCGUUUCUGCGAGGACUACUGAAGAGCUGGUUAGCUUGGCUGUCGAGUUUGUUCGACUUGCGUUCCGCUCGGGAGCCGUGGUCGACCAAUCUCGCAACAUCCUCGCUCAAAUCGAGGAGGACAAGGCACCAUGGUCUACGAUUGUGACUGGGACCACUGAGAGCGCUGCGAAGGAGGCUUUGGCUGCGUUCCAUCAAGAGAAGGGCAUCCCACAAUCCAACCAGGCCUACGUGUCCGCCGUCUCAGUCAUGGCCAUUACGAUUUCUGGACCCCCACCGACCGUUCGACGCUUCUUCGGUGAGUCUCCAGCCCUCGCGAAGAACAACCGCGUCCCUAUUCCGGUGUACGCUCCAUACCACGCCGAGCACCUGUACGGCGAGGCCGACUACGAGAAGAUCUUCGCAGGCGCCAUCACGGAGGAGCUCAAGAAGUACACACCAGCCUCAGUGGUUCACUCUGCCUUCACCGGCAAGGCGAUCGCUGCGAAUGAUACCUACGAGCUGGCGAAGGCGGCCGUCACGGAGAUGCUCCAGAAGCCAGUUCGCUGGGAUCACCUGCUCGAGGAGACUGUCUCGCAGAUGACUUCGACGAAGCAGAAGUCCAAGAUUUACGCCAUGGGCAUCAGCAACGUUGCCAACAGCCUCGUCUCCGCGCUCAAGGCUGGUGGCCAGACCGACGUCUCCGCAGUCGACUACUCUGCCUGGAGUGAGAACUCCGACAUUGCCCAGGGCCGCACUCAGAACGAUAAGGUCGCCAUUGUUGGUCUGUCUGGACGUUACCCGAACGCUGCGAACACCGAAGAGCUGUGGGACUUGCUCAUGAAGGGCCUGGACGUGCACCGCAGGAUUCCUGCCGACCGCUUUGACGCCGAUGCUCACUGCGACCCGUCUGGCAAGGGCAAGAACAAGUCGCACACUCCAUUCGGCUGCUUCAUCGAUGAGCCAGGGCUGUUCGAUCCUCGCUUCUUCAACAUGUCUCCUCGUGAGGCUGCACAGACGGAUCCCAUGGGUCGUCUCGCACUCGUGACCGCCUACGAGGCCCUCGAGCAGUCUGGUUACGUGCCCAACCGCACGCCCAGCACCAAGCUUCACCGCAUUGGUACCUUUUACGGUCAGACGUCCGACGAUUGGCGUGAGAUCAACGCCGCCGAGAACGUGGACACCUACUACAUUACUGGUGGUGUGCGUGCCUUCGCUCCAGGCCGCAUCAACUAUUACUUCAAGUUCUCCGGUCCCUCGUACUCUGUCGACACUGCCUGCUCGUCUUCCCUGGCUGCUAUUCAGCUCGCCUGCACGUCUCUCUGGGCCGGCGACUGCGACACUGCCAUCGCCGGAGGUCUCAACGUCCUGACCAACCCCGACAUUUUCUCUGGUCUCUCCAAGGGUCAGUUCUUGUCGAAGACUGGGUCCUGCAAGACCUAUGACAACGCUGCUGAUGGAUACUGCCGUGGUGACUCCUGCGGCAGUGUGAUUCUGAAGCGCUACUCGGACGCCAUUGCUGACAAGGACAACAUCAUGGGCUGCAUCCUUGGAGCUGCGACGAACCACUCCGCUGAAGCUGUGUCCAUCACUCACCCACAUGCUGGUGCCCAGGAGUUCUUGUACAAACAGGUCCUUGCCCGAGCUGGCAUUGACGCUCAUGAGGUCAGCUACGUCGAGAUGCACGGAACUGGUACUCAGGCCGGUGACGGUAUUGAGAUGACUUCCGUCACCAACGUCUUCGCUCCCCGACACCGCCAGCGCAGGCCAGACCAGCCCGUCAACCUUGGUGCAAUCAAGGCCAACGUUGGACACGCCGAGGCUGCCUCCGGCAUCAACUCGCUCUCCAAGGUUCUCUUGAUGAUGAAGCACGGCAAGAUCCCAGCCAACGUCGGUAUCAAGGGUGAGAUGAACAAGACCUUCCCCGCCGAUCUCAAGGACCGCAACGUGCACAUCUCGCAGAAGGAGGUGCCAUGGCCACGACACGGUGCCGCCAAGCGCAAGGUGUUCCUCAAUAACUUCUCUGCGGCUGGUGGUAACACUGCUCUUCUGCUUGAGGAUGGUCCACUUCGUGAGACCCCCAGAGUGCUUGACCCGCGCAGCACCUUCCCGGUCACUGUGACUGCACGCAGCAUCGCGUCUUUGAAGCGCAACAUUGCCAACCUCCAGGACUAUAUCCAGGAGAACCCGAACACCACGUUGACCUCGCUGUCAUACACCUUGACUGCCCGUCGCAUCCAGCACAACUACCGCGUCGCAUUCCCGCUCUCUGAGAUCAGCAAGGUCAGCGAUGCUCUCCAGAGCCAGGUCAAGGACUCGUACAGCCCAGUUCCAAUGGUCCCAACCAAGGUCGCUUUCUGCUUCACUGGUCAGGGCUCGCAGUACACUGGUCUCGGCCAGAAGCUGUACCAGGACUUGAAGACCUUCCGCGAUGACAUUGACCAGCUCAACCGUCUCGCCACCAUUCAGGGCCUGCCUUCCUUCCUUGAGCUUCUGGAUGGCACCGAUGUUCAGACCUUGUCCCCCGUCAAAGUCCAGCUCGGUAUGGCUUGUAUCCAGGUCGCUCUGGCACGCAUGUGGGCUUCCUGGGGCAUCACUCCUACUGCCGUCAUCGGCCACAGCCUUGGCGAGUACGCUGCUCUGCACGUUGCUGGCGUCAUCUCCGCCUCGGACAUGGUUCUCCUUGUCGGCCGCCGUGCAGAGCUCCUUGUCCGCGACUGCACGCCACAUACCCACGGCAUGCUUGCUGUGAAGGGCAGCGCCGAUGCAAUCCGCAACACUCUCGGCAACAAGAUGACCGAGAUUGCUUGCAUCAACGGCCCCGAGGAGACUGUCCUUUGCGGCAGCGGCGAGGUUGUCGGUGCUGCCAACGAGGUUCUCACCCAGAAGGGCUUCAAGGCCACCAAGCUCAACGUGCCGUUCGCCUUCCACUCUGCCCAAGUCGACCCCAUCUUGGAUCAAUUCAAGACCGUCGCAUCUUCCGUCACCUUCAACAAGCCGCAAGUGCCUGUGCUCUCUCCUCUCGAGGGCGAGAUCAUCCGCGAAGCUGGCGUCAUCAGCCCUGCCUACCUGGCUCGUCAUGCCCGCGAGACCGUCAACUUCUGGACUGCACUCACGAGCGGCCAGACGGCGAAGGUUUUCGACGAGAAGACUGCGUGGCUUGAGGUUGGCGCUCACCCAGUCUGCUCUGGCAUGGUCAAGGCUUCCAUCGGCGCCACCAUUACCGCACCUUCUCUCCGCCGUGGCGAGGAUGCGUGGAAGACCAUCUCCACAAGCGUGUGCGCUCUGUUUACGGCUGGUGUCUACGUUAACUUCGACGAGUACCACCGCGAGUUCAACGAUGCCCAGGAGCUCUACCCGCUGCCGACGUACAGCUUCGAUAACAAGAAGUACUGGCUCGACUACCACAACAACUGGACCCUUACCAAGGGCGAGGCGCCUCAGGUCAAGGAAGUCAUUGUCGAGAAGCAGGUCGCUGGUGCUCCCCAGGCAGCUGCUCCUGCGCCUGAGAUCCCGGCCAAGCGCCUGUCCACUUCCUGCCAGAAGGUCAUCUCCGAGGACUUCAAUGGCAGCACUGCCAAGGUCGUCGUCCGCAGCAGCCUGGCUGACCCCAAGCUGUACCCUGUGGUCUGCGGCCAUAUGGUGAACAACGCCGCCCUCUGCCCGUCUUCCCUCUACGCCGACAUGGCCCUCACCGUCGGUGACUACAUCUACAAGGAGAUGUACCCAGGCUCCGAGACUCCUGGCCUCAAUGUCUGCAACAUGGAGGUGCCGAAGCCGCUGAUUGCUCAGAUCCCUCAGCCAGCGGCCGGACAGUUCGUUGAGAUGGAGGCCAAUGCCGACAUGACUACUGGCCUCAUCAAGCUCAACUUCCGUUCCGUGCAGCCUGAUGGCAAGAAGAUCCAGGACCACGCUCACUGCACUAUCCGCCUCGAAGACAAGGUCGCCUGGGCUGAUGAGUGGGCCCGCUACAACUUCAUGGUCAAGUCCCAGAUGGAAAUGCUCAACCUGAAGACCCAGAACGGCGGCGCGCACAAGGUCCAGCGUGGAAUGGCCUACAAGCUGUUCAAGGCGCUUGUCAACUACGAUGACAAGUACCGCGCCAUGGCUGAGGUCGUGCUCGAUGGUCAGACCACUGAGGCCUCCGCCACCCUGGAUUUCCCCACCAAGCCAGAGGACGGUGACUUCUACUGCCCACCGUACCACAUCGACGGCGCCUGCCACAUCUCUGGCUUCAUUGUCAACGCCUCCGACCUCUUGGAUUCCGAGCAGAACGUCUACGUGUCCCAUGGCUGGGGCGCGAUGAAGUUCUCCCGCCCGCUGACCGCCGGCAUGAAGCUGAAGAACUACGUCCGCAUGCAACCCCAGCCGAACAACAUCUCCAAGGGUGAUGUCUACAUCAUGCAAGGCGAUGAGAUCGUGGCGGUCUGCGAGGGCAUCAAGUUCCAGCAGAUUCCUCGCCGCGUGCUGAACACUUUCCUGCCACCGAACAAGGGCUCUGCUGCCGCCCCGGCUCCUGCUCCUCGUGCUGCCCCAGCCCAAGCCGCCGCUCCGGCUCCGGCACCUGCGCCAGUGCGCCCUUCGGGCAUGAACUUGACCGCCCGCGCGCAGGCUCCGUCGCCGAUCCAAGUCGCACCUGCUCCCCAGCCUGCGAAGCCCACGAUGGCCGCGCCGAAGGCAUCCAAGCCAAAGAAGGCUGCCGCUAAGAAGCCCUCCGGUGGCAUGGUCAGCAAGGUCAUGAAGAUUCUGUCGAAGGAGACUGAGGUGGACGAGGCCGAGCUUGUUGACGACGCUCACUUCGAGAACCUUGGCGUCGACUCGCUUCUAUCUCUCACCAUUUCCGCUAUCUUCCGUGAGGAGCUCGACAUGGAGAUCAGCUCUUCUCUCUUCACCGACUACCCAACCGUCGGUGACAUGAAGAAGUACUUCUCGCAAUUUGAUGGUGCUGCCGGCGAGUCUCAAGAGGAGGCGACGGAUUCGUCUGACGAGGACUCCGUGCCACCGACUGAUUUACCAACUCCAUACGGCGCCGAAUUCUCAACACCUGCCAGCUCUGCGCCCAGCGUUGCACCCAGCGACGACGGCAAGCCAGACUCCCCCAGCCAGGACUCACUCGGCGAUGUUGGCGACGUCAGCAUGGCUCGCCACAUCGUCGCCCAGGAGAUGGGCGUCGAUAUUUCCGAGGUGACCGACACUGCCGAGCUCGCAGAGAUGGGCAUGGACUCGCUCAUGAGCUUGACCAUCCUCGGUGAGCUCCGCGAGAAGACCGGUAUCGACCUCCCGUCGACCUUCCUCACCACCAACCCGACCAUCAAGGACAUCGAAGACGCUCUUGGGAUGCGCCCAAAAGCCAAGCCGGCGGCAGCCACUAAGCCCACCGCCCCUGCUGCCGGCAAGCCCACGAUGAAGAAGGCGGUUGACAUGAACCAAGUGUCAGCAAGACUUACCUCCCUCAACAAGACCGACCUCAGUCGGUACCCACCCUCCACCUCUGUGCUGCUCCAGGGCAACCCGAAGACCGCGAGCAAGAAGAUCUUCUUCCUGCCUGAUGGCUCUGGCUCGGCGACCAGCUACGUCUCCAUCCCCAACAUUGGCAACGACAUCUGCGCGUACGGUUUGAACUGCCCGUUCAUGAAGGAGCCUGAGCGAUGGGACUGCGGCAUCGAAGUGUCUGCUCUCAUCUACCUGAAUGAGAUCAGACGUCGACAGCCCAAGGGCCCAUACAUCAUUGGCGGUUGGUCCGCUGGUGGUGUGAUCGCCUACGCCGUCGCACAAGCCCUCCUCGCCGCUGGUGAGACCGUCGGAAAGCUUCUGCUUCUCGACUCGCCUUGCCCGGUUGACCUCGCACCUCUCCCCGCCCGCCUCCACAUCUUCUUCAACGAGAUCGGCCUCCUCGGCACCGGCGACCCAGCGAAGACGCCCAAGUGGCUGCUGCCGCAUUUCAGCGCCGCCAUCCGGGAGCUGUCAGCAUACGACCCUAAGCCAUCGAUCCAGCCCAUCCCCACCUACGCCAUCUGGUGCAGGGAGGGUGUUGCCGGCAACCCAGGUGACCCACGCCCACCGCCAGCGGAGGAUGAGGACCCAGCGCCCAUGAAGUGGCUCCUCAACCACCGUACCGACUUCAGCGACAACGGCUGGGGUCAGCUGUGCGGGACGGAGAAUAUGAAGUAUGGUGUGAUGGGUGGUAACCAUUUCUCGAUGAUGAAAGACCCACAUGCCGUAGACCUUGGCAACCUCAUCAAGGCCGGCGUCGACUGGCAAGCAUAG